Messenger RNA from Nanorana parkeri, 891 nucleotides. RefSeq names its product nicotinamide N-methyltransferase-like. The transcript is spliced from 3 exons. The record is from RefSeq and is a predicted model, not a curated record. The coding region runs from base 41 to 841 and encodes 266 amino acids. Gene Ontology annotation, molecular function: N-methyltransferase activity. Gene Ontology annotation, cellular component: cytosol. NCBI's taxonomy places the organism in Eukaryota, Metazoa, Chordata, Amphibia, Anura, Dicroglossidae.
AGAAUCAAGCUACCUUGACUCUCUUGGAGAGGAGAUCAACAUGGCAACACCAUUAACAUCAUCUCAGACCUACAUUGAUAAGUUUGACCCUUUAGAUUAUUACAAAGCAUAUUAUCAGUCCGAAGGAACGAUAACUGAAGAAUGGGUUGAUUUUGUAUUACGGAAUCUUCAUGAAACUUUCACUACAGGUGGUGUUAAAGGAGACCUAUUAAUUGACUUUGGAGCUGGACCCACAAUUUACCACCUUCUCUCGGCUUGUGAAGCUUUUAACAAUAUCAUCACUUCUGACUUUCUUGAGCAAAACCGAACACAGCUACAGAAGUGGCUGAAGAAGGAUCCCGAUGCACUUGACUGGACUCAUAUUGUCAAGAGGGUGUGUGAGCUGGAAGGUAACAGUGACAAUGAGAGCUGUAAGAAGAAGGAAGAAAAACUCAGGAGAAUGGUGACAAAAGUCCUGAAAUGUGAUGCUCUGAAGGAGAACCCAUAUGACCCGGUGAAGAUGCCACAAGCCGAUUGCCUGAUCAGUUGCCUCUGCUUAGAAGCCGCCUGCAAAGAUGUAGAAUCCUUCACCAAUGUGUUGAGGAAUUUUAAGAGCUUAAUUAAACCAGGGGGUCACAUAGUACUGCAGAGUGUACUUAACUGUACAUACUACUUUGUUGGUCAAAAUAAAUUUUUCUGUCUGCCUAUUAGUAGAAAAGAACUGGAGGCAGCAUUUAAGGAGGCUGGUUAUGAAAUAAUGAAAAUAAAAGUCAUUCCAUUUACUAAAGUUCCAGAGAAGGACGUCUGUGAUCAAGAUAGCUAUUACUUUGUCCAUGCCCGUAAACCAUGUUCACAGGGCUAAUGACCCAUUAACUAUUUACAACCAGGUCCUAAUCAGUCAUUUCUCCUGUU